Messenger RNA from Merops nubicus (carmine bee-eater), 945 nucleotides. Its product is annotated as olfactory receptor 6F1. Gene Ontology annotation, biological process: G protein-coupled receptor signaling pathway. Gene Ontology annotation, molecular function: G protein-coupled receptor activity; olfactory receptor activity. Gene Ontology annotation, cellular component: membrane. The transcript has a single exon. The record is from RefSeq and is a predicted model, not a curated record. The annotation marks the transcript as partial. Lineage: Eukaryota; Metazoa; Chordata; Aves; Coraciiformes; Meropidae.
AUGAACCUCAGCACUUGGGAGGACAUGGCAAACGGGACAAGUGUGGAGGAAUUCAUCCUUCUUGGCUUCCCAGGCACAUGGCAUUCCCACGUUUCCCUUGUGGUGGUAUUUGCACUGACAUACUCCCUGGCAGUAACAGGCAAUGCAACCAUCAUUGCCCUGGUGUGGGUGAACAGCACCCUCCAGACCCCCAUGUACUUCUUUCUCUGCAAUCUCUCCUUUCUGGAGAUCUGGUACACUACAGGGGUUGUUCCCAAAGCCCUAGGAGUCAUGCUGGGCACUAGCCAAACCAUCUCCUUCAGUGCCUGCAUCCUCCAGUUAUUCUUUCUUGUCUCCCUUGGCUCCACAGAGUGCUUUCUUCUCUCUGUCAUGGCCUAUGACCGCUACUUAGCCAUAUGCUACCCCUUGAGAUACAGCUCCAUCAUGACCAGUGUCCUCUCUGCUCGGCUGGCACUCAGCUCCUGGCUGGGAGGCUUUCUGGCCAUCUCGCUGCUGGCCUUUCUGACAUCCAGGCUGACCUUCUGUGGGCCAGAGGUCAUCAAUCAUUUCCUCUGCGAUAUAGAUUCCUGCCUUGCCCUCUCCUGCAGUGACACGUGGCCUGUGGAAUUGGCAACCUUUCUGGUCUCCAUGAUUGUUGUGGUGGCCUCCUGUGUGGUCACCCUGGUCUCCUACAUAUACAUCAUCUCUUCCAUCCUGAGGAUCCAGUCAGCCCGUGGCCGGACAAAGGCCUUUUCCACUUGCUCUGCCCAUCUCAGUGUUGUCACAAUCUGGUAUGGCUCCACUAUGUUCCUGUAUGUCAAGCCAUCAGCCCAGAACUCCCUGGACCUGAACAACCUUGUGAACACCUUUAACACUGUUGUAACUCCUGUGCUGAACCCCUUCAUUUACACACUCAGGAACCAAGAAGUGAAGCAAGCUCUGGGACAGGCUUUCCAGAAAAAGUGA